UUAGAGUCUUCAGAGAACCCUCCUCUUUCUUGCUUUGUACCUGUAUAUUCAUCAUGACUGAUUCUGCAUGGAUCAAGGACUUUGGCACUACCUUUCAAAGGGAAAAGGAUGCCCUGCAAAGCCGCAUAGAGGCUGCCAAAGCCUCCUCUCCCGCGUCCCCGGCAACGCUGCAGGAACUCACCUCUAAGAUCUCCAAACUCAUGACCACCCUGGCCGAUGCAUCUGGGUCUUUGCCAAGUUACGACCAACGGCAGUAUGAGUUGCAAGUGAAAGCUUUGGAGAAAUCCGUCGAGGAGCUACGUAGUACAACCGCGAAGCCCAAGUUCGCCUUCAAACGCAAGGCCGCUGCGUCGAGCCAAUCGUCAACCCCAUCGGCACCUUCUACGCCGAAAUCAGCACCAGACACGAGUGCAUCGCCAGCGAACGCUAGCGCCUCGCUCUCCGCGCCCUCCACGAAUCUCGUGCCCUCCACGAACCUCGUGCUCUCCUCGCACAAGUCAAAGUACUUGACCAUAACCGACCUCCCCGCGCCUUUCAAACAGGAAUCCGACCUUGCCCUCGCCGAUCUCGACGGAUGCGUCGUCGACCUUCUCCGUGCGGACGAGCCGGCCCUGCUCAACAUCUCCGCUGUGCAUAUCCGCAAUGUCGCCGACUCCGUGAUCGUCCUGCCUCUGAUCUCGGGCAGCGUCAUGCUGCAUGACUUGACGCGUACUGUGGUCGUUGUGGGGUGCCAUCAGUUCCGCAUGCACACCUCGAAAGCCGUGGACGUCUACCUGUCGAUCACGUCGAACCCCAUCAUCGAGCACUGCUCUGAAAUCCGCUUCGCACCAUAUCCGAGUGCGCUUGCGCCGGAUGCACCAUCCGACGGCCUGCAGUCCAUUCAGGAUUUCUCGCAUAUCCGCGCGACGCCGUCACCAAACUGGACGAGACUGAGGAGUGAGCAGCAGGUAGACACACUGGGCCUUUUACAGCUUGCGAAGGACAACGCCUCCGAUCUGCGCGGCGUGUUGGCGAAGGUGCUGCCUGGGCGGUGCGGUGGGGCAUAGAUACAGCAUGUUGUGGUGAUCCCGAAAUCAAUGGCGGGAUGCCCUAGGACGGAUGAUAGAUCGUGGGACGGGUGUCUCAAUGAAAUGGCAGGCCUGUAUACUCGUUGCCAG
Messenger RNA from Schizophyllum commune H4-8, 1157 nucleotides. Its product is annotated as TBCC-domain-containing protein. The coding region runs from base 54 to 1046 and encodes 330 amino acids. Gene Ontology annotation, cellular component: cytoplasm. The record is from RefSeq and is a predicted model, not a curated record. Gene Ontology annotation, biological process: tubulin complex assembly; post-chaperonin tubulin folding pathway. NCBI's taxonomy places the organism in Eukaryota, Fungi, Basidiomycota, Agaricomycetes, Agaricales, Schizophyllaceae. Gene Ontology annotation, molecular function: tubulin binding. The transcript has 5 exons.